Molecule: messenger RNA, 974 nt
Organism: Orussus abietinus
Lineage: Eukaryota; Metazoa; Arthropoda; Insecta; Hymenoptera; Orussidae
Gene: mRpL2
Product: 39S ribosomal protein L2, mitochondrial
Exons: 2
Coding region: 6-920 (304 amino acids)
Biological process (GO): cytoplasmic translation
Cellular component (GO): ribosome
Molecular function (GO): structural constituent of ribosome; RNA binding
Source: RefSeq, a predicted model, not a curated record
GAAAAAUGUCCGUCUCGGUGAUCGGUCUUCGCGUAUGCGGGAAAAAUGUGUUCGAUUUCGCUAGUUUAGCGAAAUCUUUGCCCUCUCAGAUACAGCCGUGUAGGUACAGGUUCAAAUUUGUCGAUUUGCCAAAACCUGGCACACCUGGGACUUGCUUCAGACGGACUGUACACUUUGAAGACGAGUACACCGUCAGGCCGCAAAAAGUCACCCAUUUGGCUGGCAGAGACCCUGUAACAGGUCGGGUCGUAGCCAAAGGAAUUGGCGGAGGAGUGAAGCAUAAAUUUCACUGGAUCAAGUGGAUUCGAGAUGGUCCAAAAUCUGUGGAUGAGAAGCCGAAGGAGGAAAAGGUACUCGCCGUGUUUAAGGAUGGCUGCAGAACAGCUGACAUAGCAUUAGUUGGUUAUAAGGAUGAAUUGAAGUAUAUCCUGGCAACGGAGAACAUGAAGCCGGGAGAUAUUAUUCGCACUUCCUGUGCCAUUCCACGUAUUGCUGUCAGAGCGAAGGAGGGUGACGCUUAUCCCUUAGGAGCAUUGCCAAUGGGCACCCUGGUACACUGCGUGGAAAAGUACCCAGGUCUCGGUGGUUUCCUUAUUCAUGCAGCUGGGACGUGUGGAACGCUCUUACGUCGUGAAGGUGACCGCAUCAUAAUAAAGAUGCCCAGUAAGAAGGAGUUUAGUCUUCACGAGACUUGCAUGGCUACGGUAGGGCGCUUGUCGAACAUUGUGCACGGAAGUACACCUAUUGGAAGCCAUCAGAAAAACAGAGAGCUUGGAAACAGGCCGAGAAGUGGUCUUUGGCAUCGCAAGGAUGGUCGGCAUGGACGUAAGAUUAGACCCCCGCCACCUGUACGCAAGUUCGACUCUUCUAAAGAUUCAGGCCUGGUGCGAGAACCUCUCAAGCUCACCCUUCCCUUCUAAGCAUUUGUUACAUUGUACAAAUAGUUAAUAUAAGAAUGAGAAAAUAUUUAAAAA